AUGGAUGGAGUGCUUGGAGAAAGGUCACGCUUCCUGCAGAAAUGGAGACCCAAGAACGAUUUCGAACGAUGGCUUGAAGAAAAAUCUCAAAGUGAUCAACCCAUACAAAAUACAGAACAUCAGCCACCGAUUACGGGUAUUGAUAAGCAAAACCCCGUAUUUCACCGUGUCAUCGACAACACUCCGCGUAAAAACCUUCAUGAUGCACAUUCGACACGCCCAGAUGCCACAUAUCUACAGGUGGAUAGGUCCCAUGGCGAGAUUCUACGCUCGAUGAAAGGUGCUACCACCGAGGUUCUUCAUUUCCCGUACCAACUGGCACUCCUGCUCGUGGUAAUUGCUUCUAUACAGAUUGUAAAGUGCCUUAGAAAGAAACGCCAUAGACUAAGUGGCUCUUCAACAUCCAGAUACCGAUAG
This is a messenger RNA of Aspergillus tanneri, 417 nucleotides long. RefSeq lists its product as uncharacterized. The transcript has a single exon. The record is from RefSeq and is a predicted model, not a curated record. Bases 1 to 417 code for a protein of 138 amino acids. Lineage: Eukaryota; Fungi; Ascomycota; Eurotiomycetes; Eurotiales; Aspergillaceae.